Protopolystoma xenopodis is the source of this 681-nucleotide messenger RNA. NCBI's taxonomy places the organism in Eukaryota, Metazoa, Platyhelminthes, Monogenea, Polystomatidea, Polystomatidae. The record is from the annotation of a GenBank genome assembly.
AUGGCACCAAGAUCGAGUUUGAGACAUUUGGACAGGAGACUUGACACUCGGCUCGGUGAGUGGGCGGUCGGCUGGCCAGCUGGGUGGGGUGUGAUGGCACCGGACAUGGUUCGGGGGACCAGGACUUGUGGGGGCGAGAUUAGCCUGGAUGACCCCUGUCCUUUGUGCAUCCACACGAGCGUCGUGGGCUUUUCAGGACAAGCGGGAACUCUUGAGAUCAAAUUCCGAAGCACACUCCAAUACGGUGGGUCGGCUGUACGUGCCCAUCGGCCCCUACAGCCUCCUUACUUCGCUCCGAUUCCGUCCAUGUUUGCCAACCAUGCUAUUCACCUGCUUGCCGGUUCAUACCUUUGUCUUCAUUGCGGAGUCGUAUCCUUUUACAGGUUGGCUUGUUUGUCAAUCGAAGUCUCCCACCACUUAUUAAGGGAUCACCUGUUCAGUCACCCGAUUUCGCAAAUGAGACUGGUUUCAAAAAUAGCGUGGAAAUCACUCGACGUUAGAUGGAUUACAUGGAUCUCACACCCUUUAUACAUACAUACAUAUAUACAUCUAUGCAUACAUACAUACAUACAUUCAUACAUUCAUACUUACAGGCAUACAUACAUGCAUACAUACAUUCAUACAUACAUGCAUACAUACAUGCAUAAAUACAUACAUAAAAGUCGGACGAAGAAGACAUGA